Messenger RNA from Austrofundulus limnaeus, 2290 nucleotides. RefSeq lists its product as uncharacterized. The record is from RefSeq and is a predicted model, not a curated record. The coding region runs from base 1212 to 2114 and encodes 300 amino acids. The transcript is spliced from 5 exons. NCBI's taxonomy places the organism in Eukaryota, Metazoa, Chordata, Actinopteri, Cyprinodontiformes, Rivulidae.
CAGAUAACCGAUGGAUAACAGGUGGCUUCGAUGCACUGCUUUUUCCACUCCAGGUCCUGUUUCAGGUUUCACCUUGUAGACUGCCCCAAACGGAUUUGUCCAGCCAUCUGUCCUCCUGGUAUUGACCCUGGUUCAGUGUCUUGGAUUUACGCCUCUUGUCUCUCUCCUUGUCGGCACCACAACACUUCGGACUUGGUUUAUGACCCACGCCUGCCUCACGGACUUACAGAUUCUGCUUCACCCCUCAAACCUGGUAAAUACUGUCGAUCUGUGUCUGUCUGUCUGUUUGUCUGUCUGUCUCUGUCUCUCUCUGUCUGUCUCUGUCUGUCUGAUCUCGACCCUUGCCUUUCCCCUGACUCUGAUUUUGCCCAAUGGACAAACUGUCACCCAAACCUUACGGUGACAACAUUGCCUGGAACCGGAACCAUCUGGACUCCAUCAGUAUUUCCUGUCGGACCACUUCAGUAAACACCAGAGAAAGCACAGCACUCAUCUCCAGCAAUACCUUGCACUAACUGCAGCCAUCAAAAAGAGAGGACCUGAGUCCAGUGAAGGUGCUUCAACCAGCAAGCAGCAAAAACUAGAGGAUACCACUAAGGUUUCUCAGAAGAGCACUGACCAUGCAGUGAUAAACUUCAUUGUUCAGGGUUUGCACCCUUUUGGAAUAGUGGAACAAUCAGGAUUUCAAAGCCUGGUGCAGCAGCUUCAGCCUAAUUCCGCUGUGAUGUCUCGUUCAAUGGUUCAAACCAGGAUCGAAAAAUCUACAGCUGAAAUGAAGGCAAAUGUGAGGAAAGCAAUGCAAAAUAUCAAAUACUGUACAUAGCCACAACAACAGAUUCCUGGACUGCACAUCGAUGAAGCUUUGUUGGAGUGACUGCUCACUGAAUAGUUCCUGACAGCCUUGAGAGAUCUUCAGUAGCUCUUGCCCGCAGGCGGCUUAAAGGUUCCCACACAUUUGAUGCAUUAGCUGGUGUCCUUAACGAUAUUCAUAUGGAGUACAACAUUAGGGAGAAAAUUGUAAAAACCGCUACUGACAAUGGCUCAAAUUUCAUCAAGGCCUUUAGGGUUUAUUUUAUGGCCCUGACGAAAAUGACAGUUUGGAAACAUCCAGCGCAGGAAGUUCAGCUGAAGGCCAAAAGGCAGUGACAGUGAAUGAUGACGAGGAAGAUGAUCAGGGCGUGGAUGUAGAGGCUGUUGAGGUUGCAUCUCUUAUGGAUGAAGACGAUUGUUCCGAAUAUCAACUGCCAAAGCAUCAUCAGUGUGCUUGCCAUACGCUUAACCUGAUCUCAACAGUGGAUGCCACAAAAGCAAACUCAAAUGAGACCUACAAAAAGGUUUCACGUGCAGCAUCUGCAAAGUGUUGGGCGCUGUGGAACAAAAGUGGUCGGUCUACGAUAGCUGCUGAGCUAAUUAAAAGAGAGUGUAAACUCCAGCUCAUCCGCCUUAACGACACCAGGUGGAACUCCUUGUUUCUGGAGGUGGAACAUGUGUUGAGGAUCAUCAAGGACAGUGGAGAAGGGGCCAUCAGAGCAGUUGCCAUUGCACUUAAAGUGCCCAUGUUAAAUCCUGCAGAGCUUGCUUUCCUGACUGAAUUUGUUGCAACCAUGAGCCCAAUCUCCAAGGCCCUCAACAUCAUGCAGACAGAAGCAGAUGUCCAUAUGGGAUGGCUCAUGCCCACCAUAACCCUCCUGACAGUGAAGCUUGGCCACCUUCGUCUCUCCUCUAAGUUCUGUCAGCCACUGAUUGAUGUCAUUCAAGGAAGAAUACAGCGGCAGUUUGGACCCAUGCUUGCUGACCCAGAACUCAUCGCAGCAGCAAUUCUUCUGCCUAAGUUUCGCAUAUCUUGGACAAGCAACGAAGACAUGUUGAAACUAGGUCUGGACUACAUCAAGACCCACCUGGAACAGGAGCCAGUGCAGCUUCCUGGUAACAACUCGAGCUCAUCAGAGGACAACUACUUCAGUGUUAUGAAGACCAACAUUCAGGAGUUCCACACAGCUAGAUGGGUACUUGGCCAGCAGUGCCACUACAAUGGAUGUUCUCAAGUCAGUCCCUGCAGUGUGCAAUUUGUCGUAAAAGUUAAACACACCCUUGCCUGCCUCAGCAGCAUGUGAAAGACUAUUCAGUACAGCAGGACAGAUUUUCUCUCCCAAAAGAGCCAGACUGGACUCAAAAAACUUUGAAAACCAACUUCUUUUGAGCUUGAACAAGAAAUUCUUGUCACAAUAUUAAAAUGUUAAGUUCAUACACUGCAAAAACUGUCCAUCUUACCAAGUUUUAAAACCUUAUA